This is a messenger RNA of Magallana angulata, 1368 nucleotides long. RefSeq lists its product as uncharacterized. The annotation marks the transcript as partial. The transcript has 8 exons. Lineage: Eukaryota; Metazoa; Mollusca; Bivalvia; Ostreida; Ostreidae. The record is from RefSeq and is a predicted model, not a curated record.
UUAGCAAUACCAAUAGUGAGGCCAGAAAUACUUUUAGUCGAGUGUGAGGAUGUUUCUGCAAAGAUAUUUUGGACAGAAUCCUCCGAUCACAGUUCCUUGAAUUCAUCUCUUCCACUUGAAACGUUUCUUCAAAUAAGCACAGAAAAUAAUGCAUUUGUGAACUGCACGUAUGAAAGAAUUGAAACUAAUAGAAGCAAUUUCUAUAUUUAUCAAGUAACCAAUUUAAAACCUAAUACAAAAUACAGAUUCAAAUUCAUGGUCACCGAUCGAUUUAAAAGUGAUUCCAUGAACAUUCAGACAUGUUUCACGGAUGAAGAAAAAGUUAAAAGUCAUAAAGACGAGUACAGCAUGGGACUAGCUCUUGGUGGAGCAGUAGGUGGCGCCCUGUUUCUAGUGUUAUUUGUUAGUGUUGGAGUCGUUACUGUUUGUAAAUCCAGACAAAAAAGUCGAAUAAAGUCCACAGAAGUUACAUCGAGUGCACACUAUGUAAAACACCCUUGUCCGACGACUGAUCAGACUUAUCAAGAAAUCUCUUCCAAUCAAAACACUGAAUUACAAAAUAAACAUUACGUAGAUCAUUUAUGCCCGGCGACUGAUCAUCCUUAUCAAGAUGUUUCAAACCAAAUCAAAGAUCCUGAAACUACGCUUGAAAGAGGAGAAUACAUGGAAAUACCAGAUACAAUCCUGACGAACGAAGAAAGUCAUUAUCAUACAUUAACGUAAAUAUACUGUUACUUCAACAAGGAGUGGCCGAAACUACAGCUGAACAAAAUGUAUUUUUUAUGCCUCGACUGAACAUAUUUCUAAGGACUUUACAUUAUUUUUUCUAUAAUGAAUGCAUUUAUUAACCUGUUGGAUUUCUUUUUGUCUGAAAAAAAAAUUACGUAAUGUUUUCAUUGUUUAUCGCUGUAGAAGGUUAUUAGGCAAUGUUUGAUAUCAAAUUAAUUAAAGGCAAACAUGAUCUGUAAAAGAAAAAAAUUAAUGGAAAGAAAUCUCAUCCAAAUAUACCCGGAAAUGAACAAGAAAAUUGAAUAAUAGCAGAUCUGAUAGUGGCCAUUAAAGUACCAAGAAAUGCAUCAAGAGUGUCAUUCUUUUUGUCCUUGUUAUUUCAAAUGAAGUUCAAUUUGCACAAAAAUUACGAAUUUUCCUCGGCCUAUAAUCAUAUUUCUAAUAAUAAACUCGAAAAAGGUACUUUAAAAGGUAAAUUAUUAUGCACAAAGGACUAAGUGCGGUAUGGUCAAAUAUCUGCCCCAGAUUUCAACCAAUUUUUAAAAAGUAUCGUAUAAAAAAAAUCUUAACAAAUCAAUAUAUAGAGGAUGCCAAUAACUUUUAUAAUGAUUUUAGUCAUCAUUGCUCAUUCGCUGUGUA